Molecule: messenger RNA, 1755 nt
Organism: Vicia villosa (hairy vetch)
Lineage: Eukaryota; Viridiplantae; Streptophyta; Magnoliopsida; Fabales; Fabaceae
Product: probable polygalacturonase At1g80170
Exons: 9
Coding region: 263-1588 (441 amino acids)
Biological process (GO): carbohydrate metabolic process
Molecular function (GO): polygalacturonase activity
Source: RefSeq, a predicted model, not a curated record
AUGUUUGUGUAACUCAUGUGGUGGUGCUUUUCUGAUCUUAUUCUUAUAUAGAUUUGUUGGUUAAUUUUCAUAUAAUGCAAUCAAACAAACUAUUCUUAGUAAACAUGAAACAAUCAGCGAAACAAACUCUUGAAAGAUUCUAACCGACAACAACACUCAACUCAGCAGGUACUGUUUGUCUGUUCUUUAUCAUUCAACAAGAGAUAUCAAUCAAUCAAUGAAUGUGUUGUUGUUAUUGAAGAAAGAACUUUGAAGGAUAAGAAUGAAAUCUUGUAUUUCUAUAUAUGUUAUUGUAAUAAUCUUCAUUCAAUUAUAUUUACUUGUUAGUACUUCACAAGGGUUUGAUCCGGUUAUCAGACUUCCACGUUCCGGGUCAACCCGAACCAGAUCCAAUUCCAGAAGGGUUCUUUCUGUCACUGAUUUUGGUGCUAAAGGUGAUGGCUUUCAUAAUGACACACAGGCCUUCUUGGAGGUUUGGAAAAUCGCAUGUUCUCUCCCUGGAGUUAUAACUGUUGUUUUUCCACAUGGGAGAGCUUUUCUUGUGCAUCCAAUUGACUUUAGUGGACCGUGUCGAUCUAAGAUCACUUUGAGGAUCUCAGGAACAAUAGUUGCACCGCGAGAUCCAGAGGCAUGGCAUGGCUUAAAUAAGCGCAAGUGGAUUUACUUCCACGGGGUGAAUCACCUUUCUGUAAAUGGUGGAGGGAGUUUAGAUGGAAUGGGACAGGGAUGGUGGUCCAUAUCUUGCAAGAUUAACAAAACAAAUCCAUGUCUUCCUGCUCCAACGGCUCUGACUUUUCAUAGAUGCAAGAGCCUGAAAGUCAGACACCUUGUGCUGCUAAAUAGCCAAAAAAUGCACUUGGCUUUCACUAGCUGUAUGCGCGUUGUUGCAUCUCAUCUCAAAGUAUUAGCACCUGUUUCCAGCCCUAAUACAGAUGGAAUCCAUAUUAGUGCAACAAAGGGUGUCGAGAUUAAGGAAAGUGUGAUUAGAACAGGUGAUGACUGCAUCUCCAUAGUCAGAAAUUCUUCACGGGUCCGAAUAAAAAAUAUUUCCUGUGGUCCAGGCCAUGGCAUAAGCAUUGGUAGCUUGGGAAAAUCAAAGGUUUGGGAGAAGAUUCACGAUGUCAAAGUUGAUGGAGUUUUUCUUUACAACACGGAUAAUGGUGUGAGAAUCAAAACAUGGCAGGGUGGGAGUGGUUUUGCCUCCAAGAUCACAUUCCAGAAUAUCUUGAUGGAAAAUGUGUCCAAUCCAAUAAUAAUAAAUCAAUACUACUGUGAUUCGAGACAUCCAUGCAAGAAUCAGACAACUGCUGUACAAGUGGGGAACAUAUCCUUUAUUAAUAUUCGAGGAACUUCAGCGACCGAAGAAGCUAUUAAAUUUGCUUGCAGCGAUGACUCUCCGUGUGAAGAUUUAUACUUGGAGAACAUUUUUCUUCCAUCAUACUAUGGAGAAAAUACAACAUCUUACUGCUGGCAAGCUCAUGGUUCUGCUCAAGGCUAUGUGUCUCCUCCUGCCUGUUUUCCAACGAGUAGCGAUUUUAUUAGAAAGAAUAUUUUGUUAGAAUCAAAUCCUGCUAUCAAUUCUGUCUGAACAGAAGGUAUUUUGUACAUAAUAAAAUGAGUAGAUGAACUCUUGAUAUUAGUUUUGUAGGGUAGUCAAGGGGAGGGUAGAUAUGAUGAUUGGUGAAUGUAUCCAUAAAUCAUAAUCCAUGUGAAUGCAUACACUUGCAUUGUUGAAUUUGAGUUGUUUUGGUGUUA